This is a messenger RNA of Hippocampus zosterae (dwarf seahorse), 3851 nucleotides long. RefSeq names its product opiate receptor-like 1 (gene oprl1). Gene Ontology annotation, cellular component: membrane; neuron projection. Bases 77 to 1192 code for a protein of 371 amino acids. Gene Ontology annotation, molecular function: neuropeptide binding; nociceptin receptor activity. Gene Ontology annotation, biological process: neuropeptide signaling pathway; sensory perception of pain. The transcript is spliced from 5 exons. Lineage: Eukaryota; Metazoa; Chordata; Actinopteri; Syngnathiformes; Syngnathidae. The record is from RefSeq and is a predicted model, not a curated record.
UGUGUUCUUUUGUGUCCUUCUCUGGUCAGAUUGAUUAAUUAGCAGGCAUCUCCUCGCCCUGUGACCUCGCCCGGACAUGGACUUCCCUGACGAGCUUCUGUUGGCCGAGCUGAGUCACCUGCAGCUUUACAACGACUCCCUCUUCGGGAACAACUUCAGCACCGCCUACAAUGAAACCGACGCCCUGCUGCCAACCGGAGUGAGGGUCACCAUUGUGCUGGUCUAUAUGAUCGUUUGCGUCGUUGGCCUGGUGGGGAACUUCCUGGUGAUGUACGUCAUUAUAAGGUACACGAAGAUGAAGACGGCCACUAACAUCUACAUCUUCAAUCUGGCUCUUGCUGACUCUUUAUUCCUUGCCACGUUACCAUUCCAGGGCACUGACGUGUUUCUGGGCUUCUGGCCGUUUGGCAACGCCUUGUGCAAGGCAGUAGUGUCCAUCGACUAUUACAACAUGUUCACCAGCACCUUCACGCUGACAGUGAUGAGCAUUGACAGGUAUGUGGCUGUCUGCCACCCCGUCAAAGCUCUGGACAUGAGGACUCCUCACAAGGCCAAGGUGGUGAAUAUCUGUGUGUGGGUGUUGGCCUCAGCCUUUGGAGUUCCAGCCAUGGUGAUGGGGAACGUUGAGGAGGAGCAAGAGCAUAACAGCAUCGAGUGCAUCGUCGUCCUACCUGAACCACGAAGUCACUGGGAUCCCGUCUUUGGCACUUGCGUCUUCCUCUUCUCCUUUCUCAUCCCUGUGGCCAUUAUCAGUGUCUGUUACAGCCUGAUGGUCAAGCGCCUACGCAGCGUCCGCAUCCUGUCAGGCUCAAAGGAGAAAGACCGUAACCUGCGGCGCAUCACCAGGAUGGUUCUGGUAGUGGUGGCGGUGUUUGUGGUGUGCUGGACACCCAUCCAGAUCAUGGUCCUGGCUCAGUCUCUGGGUUUCAACCUGAGCAGCUUGUCCACGUUGGUCGUGAUGCACUUCUGCAUUGCUCUGGGCUAUGUUAACAGCAGCCUCAACCCUGUUCUCUAUGCCUUCCUGGAUGAGAACUUCAAGCGCUGCUUCCGAGAAUUCUGCCAACCUUCUGCGUUCCUUCUGGACACCCAGCAGUCGGGCCGGAUGAGGAGCCUCGCCCUGGAGGUAGCGGCCGCCUACACCUGCAAGGCCAACGGCGGCGGACCCGGCGGAGGGACUCCCAAUCCGGCGUGACUAGGCGUGGAGCUUCCCCUGAUGGGGGAAGAUCCCCAACAGAGGAGAGAGACACCGGGGACGGGGAACUCCAACACCGAACUGACUCAGAUUACAGCUCUCUAGCGGCACGAGCCCCCCCAUCCCCCAACUAUACGAGUGGCCUGGGGUGGGGGGGAGUCUGACGAGGACGAUGGUGCAGAAGGGAAAAGAAUCUGAGAAAACAUUGAGUCGGGAAGACCGUAUGACUGGAAAAAGUACGACUUGAUCAAAACAAGAAUAGAAUUGACAGUGUAGCAGACAUUUGGACUGGAGGUGGUGCUUCAUUUGAGAGCGGUUACAUCCUGAUUCUUGGAAUGCUCCACCACUUUGGGGAGAUUGCUGCGUGUGUCAGAAGAUAAACCCUAAAUAGGAUUUAUUUUUAAAACCAAUUCCCAUGCUAACAAGCCUCAAUGAUUGCAUGUCUAGUCAUAGAGACAAAGGCUGGACCUGACUGGAGAAGGCGAUCAAACCACUAAAUUGGUGCUUUGAAGAAGAUUGUAUAUUGACAGUGGAGGUGAAAGGACCGCAGAUAUCAUCACUCUAAGCUUGGGAAAGGAAGGAUCAACAUGAUGGUUGAUUGUAUCUUUUGAGGUCAUUUUUUUCAGGCCAUCGGGAUGUAUGAAUUCCGGUUCUCUAAUCCCGAGUGGGUCUACCAGAUAGAGGUGUUCAAGCUUUAGAUGGAGAUUUUAAAUUGGCUGUGAACAUAUAUGUGUGUGUGUAUAGAGAUGACAUAAUGGGUCGUAUGAAUGUGACUUCAGCUCCAUGACUCGACCCACUUGGGAAUUCACCAGGUCGAAGCAAUUAUUAUGCUGCAUUCUAGAAAACGGGGGAUUCCAAGGUUUCAGACCACCCACUGGGAAAAGUGCAAUGGAAUGCUAAUCGAUAGCCAAAGUGGGGGAAUUUAAUCAAAUGUAGUGCUUUGUCAUAGUCUUUUUAUUUGUAGUAAUAGCUUCUACUUGAUAUUAUCUUUAAUAGCAAUCUGUUCUGCACGGAAUUUGGUAUGAAGAUAUGUUGCUAUAUUCUUUCCGCAUGCAGUCAUUUGGUUAAAUAGAUCGAUAUAAAAAAAUGUGUUAGCCAGUUAUGGGCUCUCCAUUGUUGUCUUAUUUCUAUUUGCGUUACAAGGAAGAUGUGGAAUCCUCGGAUACCUCAAGAUCCUUCUUUCUGUUUUCUGGAAUGCAACAUCAGCCCAGACAAACGUGGAGCCUCUAAUUGAACAUUGACAUUGUUCACAAUCUGGCUUUUUGGGAUAAGGGGUGCUUUGCGAAUGCUGCGAGGAGGUGCUGUGUUGCAGUUCGCCGGUUCAAGGAUCACUUUUGAGGGUUGGCUUGCGGGCCUCGUUGGAGUGCAAAGCACGAGAAGGGAGUCACUAAGCUGGAACCCCACCUCAAGGGAUAAAGGGACUCACUCUCAAUCUCUUCUUAGUGUCUUAAAGCUGACAGUAAAACUUCAACAAAAACCAUCAAGGGUCAUCAUGAUGCUGCACAUUCUUAGUUUAUUUAUACCAGUACAGUACUCUUUUCUUGUCUUGUUUUGGUACUGUGCAUCCUGAUUAGGGCUUUAGGGCACUUGCCACAGAUGUGUUUUUAGUAUUUAUGUAUAAUCACCACUUUUAAUCAUGGCUAAUUGAUUUUAGCCAUAUGAUAUCCUUUAGGGCUCACAUGCUUGACGUUGGCUGACGAAUGUGAUGAAAAAAAAAAAGUUUCCAAGACCUGUUGUAUGUAAUCACUUUCACGUCUCCGGGGCUGGGUUCACACUGCAUGUCCAAUGAACCAAUUGCAAAUUAAUGCCGUCUGAUGUCUUUUACCGACGCAAUCCAUUUACACGUUUCAAGUGACGCAUCUUCCAGACCAUCUGUUUUUAUGUUUACAAAACACAUGAAACAAUCCACAUGCUCAGAUGCACAAAUUGCACGGAAAUAACUCCACACUGGGUAGUUUCAACACGCAGGUCAACAUGUUGAAUAUAUAAUCAUUCAAAACUCAAACAUUAAGUAGCUGAUCAGCCACCUGCCGCCACACCCUGAUUUAAAUGAUGAGUCGACAAGCUGCUGGUGUCAAUUAUUUAGCUUAACUUACUUAAUGAUGGACACACCUCAAAUUAUAUGUGUCAUAUUCAAUUGUCCACGCUUUCAUAGUCAUUUAUAUUUAAAGAAGGAAGACUCUUUGUCCAAUUGCGACACACAGGCCCAUAGAGGAAUCCCAUGAGCGUCCAGGGACGAACAGCAUCAGUGUCUCCAUGGCAGCGGUCAAGAGACAGUGGAAAAAAAAAAAAGAGCGGGGAGAAUAAUAAUGGAAAUCAUAAAGGCAGACGCAAACAUCAUUGAGUUAAAGCUGGUGUGUUGGUUGGCUGACUCAUCCUUUUGUAUGAAACGACACGUAACCAGGGUAACAAUGAGGUUCUUCUACCAGUAGGUGAAAAUGAGUGAGGAUGAAAAUAUAAAACAAACUCCAGCCAUACACCUGGUUAUACAUUUGAAGGUGAUCGCAAGAUGCGAACAUUAUAAUCUGAGAAGAGUGGCGUGGCGUUGUGACUCAAUUCAAAUGCACUUAUUGAAAGUGUUUUCGUCCUUAAAGAUCACUCUUAUGUAUCAUUUGGUGUUCUUUUUGUUGUUGUUGUUGUUAUUGUUGCGCAAUAAAAA